UAUUGUUUUUAAUUUCAUAACGUAUGCUCUCAGAUGGCAGUUAAGCAGGGAAACCAACUGCAGAUGCAGGUCCAUGAAGGCUAUCGUGUUGUCUACGAAGCCCCACCCCCAGUUGGAGCAGAAAAACGACCAGUUGCAAGGACAGGGAAGAAGCCGCUUGCACAUUAUUCUUCACUGGUGAGAGUCUUGGGAUCAGACAUGAAGACCCCGGAGGAGCCUGCAGCACAGCAGUUUCCACCUGCUCCACGUGACGCAGACCAGCCUCAAGACAAGCCCCCAGACUGGUUCACAAGCUACCUAGAGACAGUGAGUGUUCUUUCUGGCUUGGGUUUUAGUGGCAGUGUUGGAACAGGUGGAAUGUGGAAGAAACAGAAAGCUAAAUCCAGAUGGCUGCUGCCUCUGGUACAGGUGAAUGAAGAGUAGUAGCUAAUAAUAUCCAAACUAGAGUAGUUCCAGUCAAGAAAGUUCCUAGCUUUUGCAAUAAUGUACUAGAAAAAGGGGGGAAUUUAAUUCUAA
Delphinapterus leucas (beluga whale) is the source of this 516-nucleotide messenger RNA. The record is from RefSeq and is a predicted model, not a curated record. Lineage: Eukaryota; Metazoa; Chordata; Mammalia; Artiodactyla; Monodontidae.